AUGGAUGCACCAAUCACUUCAACUAACAAAAUAACGGUUACUAAUGCAGCAAGCAGCAAAGUAUUGCUAGCAGCCAUCAAACUCACCUUUACUGGUGGGCCCAUUAUCAUGGCAUGCAAUGUACAACCACAACAACAACCACAACAACAUCAGCGGCAAAACGAACAGAACAACUCAUUAGAGCAUCAAUGUAUUAGGCAACUGCAAAAGCAACAGCAACAAUCAUCUUUGCAACAACGUCAUCAGCAACAGCAACAUUAUCGAAGUCAGCAGCAGCAUCUUCAACAACAACAACAACAACAACAAUUGCAGGCAAUCAAGCAGCAGCGCAGUUCGGCAGAAUGCCAACAAUUGACGCAACAGCGAACGCGCUCGUUGCAUGCAACGCUUAAAUUGUUGCAACGACCCUCGACCACCGUAACGCUGUUGUUGCAAUUGCUGGUGUUGUUGUCGGCAAGCACAACGGCACGUGGCGAAGGCAAUGUCG
Molecule: messenger RNA, 487 nt
Organism: Rhagoletis zephyria (snowberry fruit fly)
Lineage: Eukaryota; Metazoa; Arthropoda; Insecta; Diptera; Tephritidae
Source: RefSeq, a predicted model, not a curated record